AUGGCGCCUUCCGAAAUCGCCGUAGAGCCCAUGAGCGGCAUCUCCACACCAAAAAUCCCCAGCACCAGGACGUCGAGCGACGGCGACGAGUCGACGAGCAACAGCACCAAUGGCGAGAGGUCCAAGAGGCGGAGGAGGAACAGAAACCGCAGGAGAUCGAGGAACCCGGCCGUCAAUGGCACCACAACCACCACCGUCACCGUCGCGGAGAAGACGCAAAAGUCGUUGAAGAGGACGAAUGGGACGACGCAGCAUGAAGAAGAGGAGGAAGCGGCUGCUGUAGCAGCGGCGGCUAAGAGGCCGCGGAUAGAAGAAGACAAGUCCAAGUCUCUUGUUCUUGCUGCCGGGAAGAAGACCACGCACGAUCCCGCGGCUGACGCUGAGCGGCUCGAAAAGAUGUGCGGUGCCGUCCGCACCAUCCUGGAGUGUAUCGGCGAAGAUGCCGACCGCCCCGGCCUGCUGGACUCGCCGGCGCGGUACGCCAAGGCGCUGCUGUUCCUGACCAAGGGAUAUCAGCAGACGCCGCGAGAGAUCAUCAACAAUGCCAUCUGGGAGGACGAAGGGCAUAAUCACCACGGCAUGGUCAUCGUUCGGGAUAUUGAGAUUUUCAGCCUAUGCGAGCAUCACCUUGUUCCCUUUAACGGAAAGAUGCAUAUCGGCUACAUCCCCAACACCCGCGUCCUCGGCCUCUCCAAACUCGCCCGCAUCGCCGAAGUCUACGCCCGCCGCCUCCAGAUCCAGGAACGCCUCACCAAGGAGGUCGCCAACGCCAUCAUGGACGUCCUCAAGCCCCAGGGCGUCGCCGUCGUCAUGGAGGCCAAGCACUUUUGCAUGGUCAUGCGCGGCGUCGAGAAGACGUGCGCCAGCACCGUCACGAGCUCUGUCCUUGGAUGCUUCGAGAGAAGUUCCAAGACCAGGAAUGAGUUCUUGAGUCUCCUUCGGUUGGACAGGCAGAUAUAA
Scedosporium apiospermum is the source of this 960-nucleotide messenger RNA. RefSeq names its product GTP cyclohydrolase I. Gene Ontology annotation, cellular component: cytoplasm. Lineage: Eukaryota; Fungi; Ascomycota; Sordariomycetes; Microascales; Microascaceae. Gene Ontology annotation, biological process: tetrahydrobiopterin biosynthetic process; tetrahydrofolate biosynthetic process. The record is from RefSeq and is a predicted model, not a curated record. The transcript is spliced from 3 exons. Gene Ontology annotation, molecular function: GTP binding; GTP cyclohydrolase I activity; zinc ion binding. The coding region runs from base 1 to 960 and encodes 319 amino acids.